UUACAGAAGCGGAAACAAAUUAUUCUUGUCUCAGCUGUCUUCGCUCCUCAUUGUAACAAUGAGAGUAAUUUUCAAUACUUUAACAUUACUUUUGUUUCUUUACAGCAUCAAUGGAGAGAUCACCAAUUGUCGCUACUAUCCACGGUAUCACGCUGCGCCACCAUACGGCUGGAUGAAUGAUCCCAAUGGAUUAACAUUUUUCAAAAAUAAUUACCACCUCUUCUACCAAUUUAAUCCUGACUCUGCUUUGGUACCCGGAACAGCUCACUGGGGACAUAUGAAAAGUACCAAUCUUGUUCACUGGCAACACCUUCCGAUAGCAAUGUAUCCAAACAAUACCUACGAUAGAAGCGGAGUAUUCUCAGGCAGCGCUUUAAUAGAAGACGGUAAAAUGUAUUUAUACUAUACAGCUCAUAUAAACCAUCCCGGGGAGACACCCGAUCACGAGGAGAGCCAGGCCCUCGCUAUUAGCGAAGACGGAGUCAACGUGGUGAAAUAUGAAAAUAAUCCUAUCAUCCUCGGCGCAGGGCGCCAACCAGACAUCAGAGAUCCUAAAAUUUGGAAACACGGUGAUACCUAUUACUUAGUUCUGGGUAAUAAAUUUAUUAAAAAUGAUACAGAGCUCGGCCGCGUGCUUUUAUAUUCAUCAAAAGAUAAAUACAACUGGGAAGAAGAUUCUAUUGUCGCUGCAUCCGAUGGACCACUCGGUUACAUGUGGGAAUGUCCCGACUUCUUCCAGAUUGGUGGCUAUUUUGUACUUCUAUUUUCGCCUCAAGGAGUUAAACCAGAAGGAGAUAAGUUCUUAAAUCUUUACCAAUGUGGCUAUAUAGUUGGAAGUUUUGAUUACGUGACACGAAAAUUCGUACCCAAAACUGAAUUCCGGGAACUGGAUCACGGCCAUGAUUUUUAUGCAACGCAGUCUAUUCUGGAUAACAAGAAAAGGAGAUUGGUUUUAGCAUGGAACGAUAUGUGGGAAACGAACUACGCUGAACAAAAUGAUGGCUUUACAGGACAGAUGACAUUACCGAGGAUAUUGACGCUUACGAAAGACUUGCGUUUGCUUCAAAGGCCUGUGCCUGAAAUCAGAGAAGCUAGAGACAAUGUUAUUUGCACUGGAAGAGCUUCGGGUGGUACCAGUGUUACAUUAGCUGACAAAGCCGGUGAAGUGAAUAUCAGGGCAUCUCCGUCGAGUGAUUUAGAAUUGUCUAUCGAGGGAAAAAACAGGUCAGUUCUGAUUUAUUAUGACGCGACAAAUGGUCAAAUAUCCCUCGACCGGGGCGGUGAUGAUGGCCUUCGUCGCACGGAAUGGAAACCAAAGUAUAUACUCAAAAUGACCAUUUUUAUCGAUGCAAGUUCCGUUGAAGUAUUCUGUGGUGAUGGUGAAGUGACCAUGUCCAGUCGAUUUUUCAUCGAUGGACCAUUGAGCGUGAGAUUAGGAGAUAACUGUGAAGUUGAACAAUUCCGUGUGAUUAAUCUGAAGCGUACUAUACCAGUUGAUUGUUCUGAUGAAUAAAACGACGCUUGAUUACGUAAAAUUUUAAUUUGUACGAAAUACGAUAAAAUUGUACUUUAACUCUAAAUUAUUUAAAUUCGCUAGGCACCAAAUAAAGUUCAACCAAAUUUUAAACGUAUUUUCAAAAAUUUUCAGUAGAAGCUACUUGUAUUUUGUUUGUUUUAUUAAUUCUAAUUGGAAAGUGUCAUAUUAUCAUUAACUUAUUUUUAUUAAUUAUUUUUUAUUGAAAUGUUAAUUUAUUCACUUUUAAUUAGCUGAUUACACUUCUAUCUACUAAAGUACUAAUUUUCAUUUAGUUCAUAUUCCAAUUUCGUUUAAUUUUAUGCAUCGAUAACAUUUUUGGUACAUAGAUCAAUGAAUGCAAAAGUAAAAAAAAAACUAUAGGUACUUGUUUAAUAAUUUUAUUUAUUCUUUUGUAAUUAUCUGCUUAGUAUCAUUUUAUUUUUUGUACAAUUAAAUAAAUAACUGUU
Messenger RNA from Maniola jurtina (meadow brown), 1983 nucleotides. RefSeq names its product sucrose-6-phosphate hydrolase-like. Bases 59 to 1513 code for a protein of 484 amino acids. Lineage: Eukaryota; Metazoa; Arthropoda; Insecta; Lepidoptera; Nymphalidae. Gene Ontology annotation, biological process: carbohydrate metabolic process. Gene Ontology annotation, molecular function: beta-fructofuranosidase activity. The transcript has a single exon. Gene Ontology annotation, cellular component: cytoplasm. The record is from RefSeq and is a predicted model, not a curated record.